AAAAAAAAAGAAGCGUCACGCUCACACACUACCCUCUUCUCUCGUGCCCCUUCCUCUUCUUCUCUUCUCUUCUGAACGAAACAAAAUAAAUAAAACUCCUUAGGGUUCCUCUGUUCUUCUUCUUCGCCCCAAAAAAACCACGCUACGCGAAAACCAAAAUUAGGGCACAGAUUGAAAAACCACACAUAUACCUACCAUUAUUCGCCAUUGCAGAAGCUCAAAUCCCUCGGCAUUCUCAACAACCCUCAUUCUCCUUUUUCGCUCUCUAAACAGAGCUCAGAGGACCUUCUCGCAUGGCGAAAACGAGACCAGGGAAAAGAGACUUGGACUCGUACACCAUCAGAGGCACCAACAAGAUCGUAAGAGUUGGUGACUGCGUUUUGAUGCGUCCUUCGGACACAUCGAAGCCACCGUACGUGGCGAGAGUGGAGAAGAUCGAGUCCGAUAGUAGGAACAACGUGAAGGUUCGUGUGAGAUGGUACUAUAGGCCUGAAGAGUCCAUUGGUGGAAGGAGACAGUUCCAUGGGGCAAAGGAGCUUUUCUUAUCUGAUCAUUAUGAUAUUCAGAGUGCUCACACCAUUGAAGGGAAGUGUGUUGUUCACUCCUUUAAGAACUACACAAAGCUUGAGAAUGUGGGUGCCGAAGAUUACUACUGUAGGUUCGAGUACAAGGCUGCUACUGGAGCUUUUACACCCGACCGCGUCGCUGUGUAUUGCAAGUGUGAGAUGCCUUAUAACCCGGAUGACCUCAUGGUGCAGUGUGAGGGAUGCAAGGAUUGGUACCAUCCUGCAUGUGUGGGAAUGACUAUUGAAGAAGCAAAGAAGUUGGACCACUUUGUAUGUUCUGAAUGUUCAUCUGAUGAUGACAUGAAGAAACCCCAGGCUACAUUUCCAGUGUCACCAGGAUCUGAUGGCAAGAUGAAUGAAUAUUUUCAGGUGGAGCCGAAGCGACGGAAGAGAUGACCAUCAAGGUAGAGGAUUUAGCGUGAGACGUGGCUUUUGCUGAACUUUGGCUGUGGUUUGUGUGGUAGUAGUUGGUGUGUUUGUACAGCUUCGACCAGAGGCUAUAAAACAUUUGAUGUAUUUGACUCAGCUUAUGUAUCUAUUGGUGCUAGUUUUAUGACUUA
Arachis stenosperma is the source of this 1126-nucleotide messenger RNA. RefSeq names its product chromatin remodeling protein EBS. The coding region runs from base 294 to 962 and encodes 222 amino acids. Lineage: Eukaryota; Viridiplantae; Streptophyta; Magnoliopsida; Fabales; Fabaceae. The record is from RefSeq and is a predicted model, not a curated record. Gene Ontology annotation, molecular function: chromatin binding. The transcript is spliced from 5 exons.